AUGGAAGAAAUACUAUCCCUCGAGCCAUUUACUAAAAUCGCUCAAAAGAAUAAGAAUUCAUUAAGAUUCGUAACAUUUAAUGUCAAUGGUGUCAAGACAAUCUUCAAUUACCACCCUUGGAACAAGUUCAAGAAUGAUUUUAAUGCAAUGUUCAACCUGCUACAGGCAGACGUGAUUACUUUACAAGAGUUGAAACUAACUGAGCAAACUAUGAGCUCCUUGAGAAAUAUUGGGCAUCUCCAAGAUUUUCGCUCUUUUAUUAGUCUUCCCACUACUAAAAAGGGGUAUAGUGGCGUGGGUUUGUUUGUAAGGAUUCCCAAAACACCAGCACAAGCAAAAUGGUUGACUAUCAAGCGUGCAGAAGAGGGUAUAACUGGCUGGUUAAGCGACAGAAACGGUAACGUAUAUCAAAACCACCCGGAUUUUGAUUCGAUAGGAGGUUAUCCGCGCAUUUCAAAAGAGGAAGGACUAGAAUUGGACAGUCAAGGAAGAUGUGUUGUUGUGGAACUUGACAAUAAUUGCGUCGUUUUUGCAGUAUAUUGCCCAGCAAAUUCACUCGGUACAGAAGAAGGUGAAAACUACAGACUCAAGUUUCUACAAUGCUUGCUAGAACGAUGUCACUAUUUAAAGUUUCAAUGUAAAAAAGAUGUAAUAUUGAUGGGUGAUAUAAAUGUGAGUUUAGAUCUAAUAGAUAGCGCAGAAGGUAUUAAGGACAGGCUAGUUGGAAAAUUGAUAACUGACGCACUUGAUGGGCAUCAGUUUGAAGUACAAAAUUACGAAGAAUGCUGCAAGUUUAAAACUUCAAGGCAAUCGAGAGAGUUGAUGAACAAAUAUGUUAUUAGAUCAUUAUGGCAAGGUAUGGAGGAAAUGCAAAACAAUAAUCAGUUUUUGUACGACACCACUAGGUACAUUCAAGGUAGGAGAAAGAAUAUGUACACCGUAUGGAAUACCCUCACUAGCUCGAGACAGAUUAAUUUUGGAUCAAGGAUUGAUUUGGUUCUUUGUAGCUCUUAUGAAAUGAUGAAAAAAAUUUCAAAAGCUGAUAUUUGGCCGUUUAUAUUGGGGAGUGACCAUUGUCCUGUUUUCACUGAUUUCGAUUUGUUGGAUGAUGAAGAAGAAAACAAACUAUCAUCAUCAUCAUCAUCAUCAUCUUUGACUACUACAUUAACAUCAGAGAAGCUACCUUUUGAAGCAAAAAACCAUUAUAGAUUGAACAAGAGCAAAGAUAUUUCCCUGUUUUUUGGAAAAUCAGAGAGUUCUACAGAGUCGGAAAAUGAACGCUCAACAAGCACAAAACCAUCAACGCCAGAUGAAGCAUACCCGAAAUUGAAAAAGCCUAGAGUCUUGACCUACACUAGUAGGAAAGCCACAAAAUCUUCUAGUCAGAAACCAAUAAGUAAAUUUUUUUCCUAA
Messenger RNA from Lodderomyces oxycetoniae, 1413 nucleotides. It is a transcript of the gene APN2, whose product is annotated as DNA-(apurinic or apyrimidinic site) lyase. Gene Ontology annotation, biological process: base-excision repair. NCBI's taxonomy places the organism in Eukaryota, Fungi, Ascomycota, Pichiomycetes, Serinales, Debaryomycetaceae. Gene Ontology annotation, cellular component: nucleus. The coding region runs from base 1 to 1413 and encodes 470 amino acids. Gene Ontology annotation, molecular function: DNA-(apurinic or apyrimidinic site) endonuclease activity; phosphoric diester hydrolase activity; DNA binding. The transcript has a single exon. The record is from RefSeq and is a predicted model, not a curated record.